This is a messenger RNA of Alternaria atra, 1596 nucleotides long. RefSeq lists its product as uncharacterized. The record is from RefSeq and is a predicted model, not a curated record. The transcript is spliced from 6 exons. The coding region runs from base 1 to 1596 and encodes 531 amino acids. NCBI's taxonomy places the organism in Eukaryota, Fungi, Ascomycota, Dothideomycetes, Pleosporales, Pleosporaceae.
AUGCAGCACCUCCUCCUUACUGCUGCAGCUGUAGCUUCGCUCUUCGGUUCGGCUGUUGCAGCGCCAAAGAAUGGUUCAAGCGUCACGACAUCAAGUGGUACCUUGAUUGGUCACCCAUCUUCUAACAAAACACAUGUGACCGAGUUUCUGGGCAUCCGAUAUGCAGAGGCGCCAGUUGGCGAGCUGAGAUUUGCUGCGCCGAAGAAGUACGAUGCGCCAGUGGGAACCGUCUUUGAGGCAUCCGAUCCCCGUAUUGACUGUCCUGCUGUCAAGCCGCCAGUGUCGGCUUUCCCCAACUUCACACAACCAUCCGGUCUACGAGUAUGGAAGAACUUUGCAGCCCAGAACAAUAACUCCGUAUCUGAGGAUUGCUUGAAGCUCAAUGUUUGGACGGGAAGUGCUGGAGUGGUGCACGCGAAGAAACCAGUGUUAGUGUUUCUUCACGGAGGACGUUUCCAGAUUCCUGGUCCCCACUCUCCCUUUUACAACGGCCAGUAUCUAGCCGACGCUGAAGAUGUAGUCGUCGUGACAUUCAAUUAUCGAUUGGGCAUCUUCGGCUUUGCCGGUGCUCCUGGUGUUGAGAAAAACGCCGCCCUACGCGACCACCGUACCGCUGUCGAAUGGGUGCGCGACAAUAUUGCUGGCUUUGGAGGUGACCCUUCACGUAUUGUGAUCUUCGGGCAAAGUGCAGGCGGCGCCGCUGUCGACUACUGGGCGUACGCCUGGAAGAAUGAUCCAAUCGUUUCUGGCCUCAUUCCCAUGUCUGGAACUUCACUGAGCUUCAUCCCCAACACUGUGGAGUACUCACAAUCCAUUUGGUACAACGUAUCCCAGACCAUCGGUUGCGGCGGCGCGGCCAAUGACUCUGCUGCAGUCAUAUCUUGCGUACGUUCUGCGAAUAUGUCUGCUCUCCUGGCCGCCUCUGCGAAAGUUCCUGGUCUUCCCAGCGUGGGUCUGACCCAGGCGACCUUCCAUCCGACCGUCGACAAUAUCACGGUUUUCGAGGAUUAUCAAAAGCUCUCCGUGGCGGGUUCCUUCGCAAAGAUCCCACUCCUGGCUGGCAACGCUGACCAUGAAGACGGAUGGUAUCGUAUCUCCGGGUGGGCGGCCAAGCUGAACUUCACCAACGCCCAAUGGGAUCUGUUCACCCAACGUGGCUUCACAUGCCCGACUUCCCUUUCCGCCGCAUACAGGGUCCAGUAUGGCGUGCCGACCUGGCGAUACAGAUACCAUGGUGAUUGGGAUAACCUUCGUCUUUACAACGGCAGCGCAGGUCUUGGUCCUCAAGGAAGCGCGGCCUACCACGGCUCUGAUCUUGGCUUGGUUUUCGGCACCGCCCAGGACAUCUCUGGCCUACCCAACUCUGUUGCUGAGAACCAAUACACAAAGUAUGUCCAGGGCGCUUGGGCUGCAUUUGCCCGCGACUCGCAGAAGGGAUUGACCAAGUAUGGAUGGCCUAUGUACAACUCGGGCAAUGCCACACUCGUCGAACUGGCCUACAACAACGACCCUGUGCCUAAGUUUGUCGACCCAAAGAUCUACGACGCGUCGUGUCCUGCGAAGAACGAUCCGCUGCCUGGACGAGGUGCCUUCUAG